UAUGGCGACCACAAGCAGCAGCGUGGGCCCUUCCACACUAAUACCAAAUCCGUUCACGCCGCUGGCAUUCCUCGAGCCGAAGCUCGCGUUUCAAGCGAGCUUCACAGUAUACGUUGUCGUUUGCUGUUUAGCGAUCAUAAUUUGGGAUAUCCUACACACCCUCUCGGCGGAUUACACGAUGGCAUUCAAGCAGCGGUUCACGAAGCCAACCUUGAUUUACUUUGUGUCUAGAUACACCACGCUAGGUUAUAUGAUUGGAAAAUCCAUUCAACUAGCCGCUGAGCUCCCCAAUUGCAAUAUCGUCGAGACCAUAAUGUGCGCAUUCUACACCCUCACGCAUGCGACCACCGGGCUGCUCCUCUACCUCCGCGUUUGCGCAGUCUAUGGUAAUCACCCUAUCACCCGCAUCUUCUUCGGGCUCACCUGGCUCGGCGUGACCGGCACCGCCGCACUGACAUUCGCCUCCUUCGUCGGCGUGCACGUUGGGUCGACCCAGUUCUGCUCCUCUCGCGUGACGCAGAAGUUCGUCGUCACCCCGUGGUGGAUGGACCUGGUGAACGACACCUUGGUCUUUUUGGCUAUUAUGUGGAAGCUGAGCUCGGGCGUUGGCUAUCGUGUUGAGGAGGAGAGCACUAGGCAUAGGAGGGGUGGUGGUGGAUCGAAGGAUGGUCAUUCUGGUAGCCCAGCGUGGUCGAUGCGUAGGCUCGACUGGCGGGCGCUAAAGUUGAUUAGCCGCCCACCGACCUUCCAGCGCUUGACGGACGUGUUCCUGCAGGACAGUCAAAUCUAUUACCGCAUUGCGGUUGCAAUGAACUUCGCGACCAUCAUCACCUACUUCGCUGCCAACAACCCGCCUGACUCGCCGUUCCGCAUCAUGCUCGUCUUCCCAAACACCAUCAUCGUCAACAUAAUGGCGUGUCGUGUAUACCGGAACCUCAAGGUCGGCGGCCCAGGAUUGCUGCCAGCCCCAAGCACGACUCCAGGUGCGGUUGAGCCAGUGGGUGAUCAGGGUCCCGGUACACGCGUCGACCCCAUUACGCCUGGUGCGGUGUACAGCAUGCGAAACCUCCACGUGCAUGUUGUCGUUAAUAACAAGACGUCUUUGCCCAUCGAAGACUGGAUGCGUGAUGUGCGCCACACUGGCGACCCUGAAUAUGCCACGCUGCCGGUUACUACUGCAUCCGGUUG
Messenger RNA from Cyclocybe aegerita, 1188 nucleotides. NCBI's taxonomy places the organism in Eukaryota, Fungi, Basidiomycota, Agaricomycetes, Agaricales, Hemipholiotaceae. The record is from the annotation of a GenBank genome assembly.